Messenger RNA from Silurus meridionalis, 742 nucleotides. It is a transcript of the gene ltc4s, whose product is annotated as leukotriene C4 synthase. The transcript is spliced from 5 exons. The coding region runs from base 106 to 567 and encodes 153 amino acids. Gene Ontology annotation, biological process: leukotriene biosynthetic process. Gene Ontology annotation, cellular component: endoplasmic reticulum; nuclear envelope; membrane. Gene Ontology annotation, molecular function: enzyme activator activity; leukotriene-C4 synthase activity; glutathione peroxidase activity. The record is from RefSeq and is a predicted model, not a curated record. NCBI's taxonomy places the organism in Eukaryota, Metazoa, Chordata, Actinopteri, Siluriformes, Siluridae.
GGGUGUGCGCUUGACUUUCACCCACAUGUGGACAAAUUCGCAUCAGUCUAGAAACCACAGUGUGGAUGAUUGUUGAUCUGAGCUGCUGUGCAUUUCUGCUGAACGAUGCUUGACCAGGUGGUGUGGGUUGCUGCUGUUACAGUGCUUGGAGUUCUGGAGCAAGCAUACUUCUCCCUGCAGGUGAUUAAAGCUCGACGGAAAUACUCCAUCUCUCCUCCGGCUACCUCGGGACACCCUGAUUUUGAGAGGGUCUUCAGAGCACAAGCAAACUGUUCUGAAUAUUUUCCCUUAUUCGUGAUCACACUUUGGUUGGCUGGACUUUUCUUUAGCCAAGCUUUGUCUGCUUUUCUUGGGGUCCUGUACAUUUGUGGACGAUAUCAGUACUUCCAUGGAUAUGCCGCAUCUGCACAGGGAAGACUGGCCCCUCUGUACUUUGCAGCGAAGGUGCAGUGGGGGAUAAUCGCCCUAUCGGUUCUUGGCGUGCUCUGCAAUUUGAGCCACCUGUAUCUGGGUGUGGAUCUGUUCGGCUCUCUGUUUGAGGUGCUCGGCCUGAAUCACCUCGAGUGAAAGCAAGAGCCAGAAAAUACAUCCCACCAUUGCACUCUAAUCAAAGCCUGUUCUCAGCCAAGUUUAGCGUUAAUAGGCUGAGUGCACUGAUACGAUGAUUCUAAACUUUAAACAUUUUCUGUUUUGUGUAUUAGAAUUUAUUGUGAGAGAAAUUUAAUAAAGAGUUUAACAUGCA